CCGAGAAAACAUUCCUUUCUUUCUUCUCUUAUGUACACGAAGUAUAAAGUUGGAGCAAUAAUAAUAAAUCCUUCCUUAAAGGCCUUAUAUCAAUUCCAUUAAUUUUUUCCCUCUUUGGCUUUUAGAAUGAGCACUGAAGAGCUAUUGACCAUCACCCACUUCGAGCUCAAGUUCCCAUUUGAGCUUAGAAAACCAAUCUCAUGUUCAUUUGAGUUGCUUAACAGAACAGAUAAUCACGCUGCCUUCAAGGUUAAGACAACUAAUCCAAGGAAGUAUACUGUAAGGCCAAACUAUGGCAUCGUCCUACCUAGAUCGCGGUGUAAUGUCACAGUUACAAUGCAAGCUCAAAGUGAGGCACCGCUCGAUAUGCAAAGCAAAGACAAAUUUCUUGUACAGUGUGUGAUUACUCACCCUGGUGCGGCACCUAAAGAUAUCUGCCAAGAGAUGUUUAAUAAGGAGGUGGGAAAGUAUGUACAAGAAUGCAAAUUGAAAGUUGUGUAUGUUACGCCACAAAGACCACCAUCCCCAGUCCCAGAAGAACCUGAAGAAGUGAAUUCACCACCUAUCACUUCUAAACCGGAAAAGAUGACUCAUAACGAGUACUCUGCACCUAGGGUUCAAAUUUUGAAAUUAGUGGAAGAGCGGGAUACUAUUAUUCAGAAAAAUGGCAAACUGCGACGAGAGUUGGAAUCUUUGAAGCGAAGAGAUCCACAAAAGCGUGCAACGGUUCCCAUUCUGUAUGCUUUUCUGGUAGGUUUGAUUGGCAUUCUAAUGGGAUGCUGUUCUUCUUAAGAAAGUACUUGUCAAGUCAAAGGGGGCUGGUUUUGAUUUGACGUGAAAUUUUGGUUUUGACCCUUCCCUAGCAAUAUGUACAUCUUGAGACCGGUUGCAUCGUAACCGUAUGUGUGAAAAAUGAAAAUUUAUACGUAGUACUACUACUUUCACUUGUGUGCAAUCUUGUAAAGAAGAUAGAGGAACGUGCUAAAAUGGGUGUCUAGCAUGAGGAUUCAAUGAAUCAUCCCCCCCCAUUCACCUGGUGGAAAAGAAAAUCAAGAAAAGCAGCUGACCUAGGAUAAAAAAAAUUACUACGCACGGAGUAUAAUAUUAUUACUGUCAUUUUAUUUGUUAUUCCAUUGUCCAAGGGCGUAGCUAGCCGCGACUCUAUAUCGCACGGCUGGGGGCAUUUUUGUAAAUUAAGUGAAAUCAUAGUUUCGUUAAAUGAGCAUUAAUGUACGUAUUGUGAGUAUCUAAUACGUAGUAUAUUCUAGUGAGUAUUGAGAGUGUAAUAAUGAACGUGAUAUCGGUUUCAUAUGUUAUAAUUCAGGGAUAAUUUGAAUUUACACCCCAUUUUAUCGUCCAAAUUAGACUUUGCAUCCCCUUUUUUAAAAAGGGAAAACUGUCAAAUAAGUCUAUAUACUAUUUCGAAAAAGUCAAUUGAGUUCACGUACAAUAAAAUGAAUCAAUUAAGUUCACUAACUGUUAAAAUUUAGUCAAUUAGGCUUUUUAGCCGGUGGUGGACGAGAAAAACCGGUAGUUGCUGAUGUGGAGGUACAUGUGGCCUUUUUUCUCUUCUUCUUUUUAAAUUUCUUUAUUAUCCCGUGUUUCUCUUCCCUCUUCAUGUACUUGACCUACAAUGGCUUCUUUCUUCUUUCUUUUCCAUUUCUUUUCCCGUUUUUUUCUCUUCCCAGUUUCUUACUUUCGUUCUCUUCCCUCUUCCAUGGACUUAGCACUGGCUUCUUUCUUUCUUUUCCAUUUUGUUACCUUUUCUUUCCCGAUUUAUUUCUCUUCCCCUGUUUUCCUUUCCCGUGCCGCCGCUGUCCGCCGUCGGUUUCGUAGAUGGAAGAUCUCUUCGAUUUCGUAGGACGCAAUCCAGGUUCCAUCGGACAAGAAUGGAAAGGAAGGAACCAGCGAAUUAACAAGAAAGAGAAGGGAAAAGGGAGGGGGAGAAAAGAAAGGGAAGUGCCGCAUGGUGACUGGUGAGAGAGGGGGAAGGGAGGAGGAUGAAAAAGACAAAAAGGAAAAGGAAGGGGGAGUGUUGCAGGGAGAGAAGGAAAAGAAAAAUGGAAGGAGGGAGGUCUGUACAUGCCGCAGGGAGAGACGGAAAGAUGGAGUAGACAGAAAAAGACAAGAAGAAAAAGAGGGGAAAAGAAAGGGGGAAGCAGGGGUUGUCACGAACCAGAGAAAGAGGGAAAUAAUAAAGACAAAAGAAAGGAAAAAAAUGAAAACGAUUAAAAAAUGUCUAGGUGGCCUCCACUUCAUCAAUGUAACUGGUUGGUAACCGCUUAAAUGGAAAGAUUGGUUAAAAUUUAAGAGUUAGAAGACUUAAUUGAUGGAGUAAAAAUUACAUGGACUCAAUUGACUUUUUCGCAAUAGUAUGUGGACUUAUUUGACACUUUUCCCUUUUAAAUUUUUUUGUUUUUGCACCUCAACCCCAUAUGAAAAGACAAAAAUGUCCUCGAUCAAGAAUAUGUUGGAGGCCAACAAAAUUGUCAAUGGAGGAGCAUUUUUAUCUUUUGCUAUAGGGUUGGGGUGCAAAAUCAAAGAUUUUUAAAAACGGGGUACAAAGUCCAAUUUGGACAAUAAAAUGGGGUGCAAACUCAAAUUAUCCCUAUAAUUCACUUUGCUUUUUUUUGUUUUUUAAAAUAUCAAUGAUGAACCCGUAUGAAUCCAAUAUGUGAAUUUAACGUAACAUUAUACUUUUGAAAGAUGCACGGAUAUGACGUUUUAAAAUGAGUAUUACAAAAAUAUCAAAUGAAUAUAUAUAAAUUAUGAAAUGAGCAUAAAAAUUUUCAAAAAACUCAUUUAGAAUCUCUAUUAUGCUCAACUUAUCAUUUGUGUACUUCAUUUAAAUUCUCUAGUAUGCUAAAAAAAAUUAUUUGUGUAUGCUCAUUUGUUUUUUCUAAUAUGCUCAAAUAUUCAUUUAUGUAUGUUCAAUUCUUUUAAUCUUUAUGCACAUUUAUUAUUAAUAUUUAAUAGUAUGCUCAUUUUUAACUUUUAAAUAAAUGGGUGUUCCCAAAAAAAAAAGUAAAUAUGGUGAUGGCAGAAAUGGUAGACUGUGGAAUCACCUUCAAGUCGUCCAUUAUCAGGUAGCAAGCCCCCUCUUGAACUCGCCUGUGCGGUUCAUAUCAUGACCGGCUGCGGCAGAUUGUGCCGCCGUGGGAUUGACUGGAGUGACAUAACUUAUCUUUCUGUCCAAGGUAUGCCUACAGUUGGGACAAGACAAGUCAUUUUGUUGGUGUCGGAGCAGCAGUUGUAGCAGCUAUUCACAGGUAGAAUGACAUUGUCUCAUCAUCAUCGGCCAAGAGGAGCGUUAUGUUGUUGCUGGAGGAAGAAAGGGAUUAAUUGUAAUUAAUUGCGAAAAUAUUCGGUUGUGCGGUGAGCAUCAUACAACCGGUGUACGAUAUAAUUGGUGGGCACUGGUUGGGUUACUUGGGUAGGGUAGGGUAACCUUAAUACCUUAUAAUAAAAGGAAUUGCCGGUUCCAUUGACCAGGUAGGUUCGGGCAGGGUGUACAAAUUCUCCUAGUGGUAGGAAUCGAACCUUACAUGUCGUGUUUGAAACAAGUCGGUUUGGUUUGGAUUUUCAGUAUUAGUUACUAGCAGGGGUGGAUUUUCG
Molecule: messenger RNA, 3615 nt
Organism: Cuscuta epithymum
Lineage: Eukaryota; Viridiplantae; Streptophyta; Magnoliopsida; Solanales; Convolvulaceae
Source: the annotation of a GenBank genome assembly